AUGGCCCUCCUCCCAUCUACUCCUUCUACACCCCCCCUCUCAUCACAAAGCACAGCUCACACCGCCAGAGCAGCUUCCACCCUCUUUCUCUCCCUCGGUCAAAAAACACCGUACAUCCAUGCCUCGCCAAAGCCGCCAAGCCUCCAGCGCCGCUACCAACGCAUCGUCCUCCACCGCCGGAUCCUCUCCGCCGGCUGCUUCUCCGGCUGCUUCUACCCCGCCGCCCGCGAGCGGAGCCGGCUCAUCUGCGAGUGCUGGCUCAUCUGCUGCUGCCACCGCCGCCGCCGGCUCGCCCGAGCAAAGGCCGACCGCGAGCCGCAAUACCUCUGCCCAGGCACCGGUUGCAACACCAACCUCCACAAAGACAGGGCCGACUACCCCGCCUGCAGGACCUUUAGCGUCGGCACCUGCGUGUGGACCGGCCUUUUGAUCAAGUACCCCGGAAACGUCUGCUGGCUCUGCGCCUCCGAGUUCGAGGUCGGCGAAGUGGUAUGGGCAUACACCAUCCCAGACGUGGAACGCCCGGCGUGUUACAUAACCUGGUGCCUCAACGGGGACGCCGGCAUCAUCCUCAAGGAGGAGGGCGUCCCGGUCAACGCUAGGCUUGCCGGCGAGGACGACGUUCUCGUGCAAUUCCUACAGGUUGCACUGCAGUGA
Ectocarpus siliculosus is the source of this 657-nucleotide messenger RNA. Lineage: Eukaryota; Phaeophyceae; Ectocarpales; Ectocarpaceae. The record is from the annotation of a GenBank genome assembly.